This is a messenger RNA of Solanum pennellii, 540 nucleotides long. RefSeq lists its product as uncharacterized. The transcript has 3 exons. The coding region runs from base 1 to 540 and encodes 179 amino acids. The record is from RefSeq and is a predicted model, not a curated record. NCBI's taxonomy places the organism in Eukaryota, Viridiplantae, Streptophyta, Magnoliopsida, Solanales, Solanaceae.
AUGAGUGGUAAUGAUAUAUGGCUAGGGAGGGCGCAAGGUUUACUUACCCUUGUAUACAUUUUCAGAAAGCACAUAGUCAUUGGGAGUUUUGACAGAGCAAGCAGCCGUUGGGGGGUUUCCCACACUUUGGAAAACUUUGUUUUAAGUCCAGAUGGCGAUAUUAUCGGCUUUCCAGUUUGGAUCGACAGCAAAAAAGUGUCUUUUAUGGUACAACGUCCCCCAACACAGUACCAUGAUCUAUACGAGUAUGAUACCAACAUCAAUGGGUACAAAAAUGUUGCAGUCCUGGACAAAGUUGAUUAUCCCAUGUAUUGCUUCUAUCCAACAUUAGCUUGUGUCUAUAAGACGCCCUCUAAUAAUGUAACCAUUGCUCAACAGAUGUCUAUUGCAGAAAGGUUGGAUGACAUCAGAAGAUUUAUUCUCGAAGAUACAUCAGAAGAAGAAGUUGGAAGAGGAGGAGGAGGCAGAGAAAAAGAAGAAGAAACAUUGACUGGAUUUACGUUAGUUGCAUUCUUUUUAUGGUCAAAAGCCACAGAGUGA